AUGGCAGCAUCUGCUGCAAACAGCCCGUGCCUGGCUGGCGUGGGUGCAGCUGGUGCACGGCAGUUUCUGAACCGUGUAGGAAGCUCCUUGCUUCAGCAGCCGGGCAGCGUGUGCGGGAUGUGUCCCUGCUCUGCUCGGAUUACAAAGCCAUUGACAUUUGCUGACUGUGUUGGUGAUGAGCUUCCUUUAGGAUGGGAAACUGUUUAUGAUCAACAGAUUGGAGUUUAUUAUAUGGACCACAUAAAUCAGCUCACACAAAUUGAGGACCCAAGGGAGCAAUGGAGAAGGGAGCAGGAACGCAUGCUAAAGGAAUAUUUAAUAGUUGCCCAGGAGGCACUCAAUGCCAAGAAAGAGAUUUACCAAAUAAAGCAGCAGCGUUUUGAACUAGCACAAGAAGAAUAUCAACAAUUGCACAAAAUGUGUGAGGAUGACAGCCGUUCUUAUGCCAGCUCAUUCUCUGGAUUUUCAACUAAUACCAAGUAUGACCCAUAUCAGAUUAAAGCAGAAAUAGCCAGCCGUCGUGACAGACUUUCUAGACUAAAACGAGAAUUGGCACAGAUGAAGCAGGAGCUGCAAUAUAAGGAAAAAGGAGUGGAAACUCUGCAAGAGAUUGAUCGUAAGAUGUCAAGUGCUCAUACAAAUUAUAGACUGGAUGAAGCACAGGCUAUAAUGAGUGAGCUUCGAACAUUAAAGAAAGCUAUAUGCACAGGUGAAAAAGAAAGGCAGGACCUUAUGCAG
Molecule: messenger RNA, 738 nt
Organism: Balearica regulorum gibbericeps (East African grey crowned-crane)
Lineage: Eukaryota; Metazoa; Chordata; Aves; Gruiformes; Gruidae
Source: RefSeq, a predicted model, not a curated record